Molecule: messenger RNA, 1408 nt
Organism: Amborella trichopoda
Lineage: Eukaryota; Viridiplantae; Streptophyta; Magnoliopsida; Amborellales; Amborellaceae
Source: RefSeq, a predicted model, not a curated record
UGUCCGAAAUAGAAGAUAACAAUCCAGAUGGAGACCAACAGUUUUGAAGCGGGAAGAGAAGCUCUUCUCCCUCUCUCUCUUCAACUCCCAUGCUUUAUUUAGGACAUCUUCUCCUCUUCAUAUAAGCUCGCCCUCAUUUCAAUGGCGUCCCUCGCUUCCCCCAUUACUUUAUACAGUAAUUUAUCUCCAGUAUCUUCCUGCAUUUUAUCAUCUCCACUUCACUUGCAAUUCUUCAAGCAUCCACAAAAGACCCAACUGAAAUUCAAGAGAUUUCAUAAGACUUCUCCGGUUAAUUACAAACAAGAAGAAAUUGCUCUUUUGAACAAAAUUUUACCUGUUUCCAAUGACUUGUUGGAAAUUCCGGUGGUAAUGGGGCUCAAGAAACUUGGGGGUGGUCUUGAGAAGAAUAAAGUUUUUCCAGUUUUGAGGAGAAAGGUUAUGGCUUUAGUGUUAUCUGGUUUUGUGUUUUCGCAAGUGGAUUCAUUAGAUAUGGCCUUCGCAGAGCUGUCUACUGUGUUUAGGGAAUAUGUUGAUACAUUUGAUGGGUAUACCUUCAAGUAUCCACAAAAUUGGAUUCAAGUAAGAGGUGCAGGUGCAGAUAUAUUCUUUAGGGACCCAUUUGUUCUUGAUGAGAACCUCUCUGUGGAAAUGUCCUCCCCAUCUUCUUCGAAAUUUAAGAGUGUUAAAGAUUUGGGUGCUCCCCAAGAAGCCGGUGAGAAAGUAUUGAGGCAAUAUUUGACAGAAUUCAUGUCAACAAGAUUAGGGGUUCGACGUGAGUCUGACAUUCUUUCCACUUCCUCAAGAAUUGCAGAUGAUGGGAAACUGUACUAUCAAGUUGAGGUAAACAUAAAAUCGUAUGCAAGCAACAAUGAGUUGGCAGUCAUGCCAAAAGAUCGAAUCCCCCGCCUUGAGUGGGACCGGCGUUACCUUGCAGUUCUUGGUGUAGAGAACAACCGAUUAUAUGAGUUGAGAUUGCAGAGCCCUGAAAAUGUCUUUGCAGAAGAGGAAAGAGACUUACGCCAGGUCAUGGAUUCUUUCAGAGUCGUAAAGGUGGCGGACUGAUUGCUGAUCAUACUUAGUUUCAUACUCUCUCUCUCUCUCUCUCUCUCUCUCUCUCUACACCUGGGGCCUCGGCAGAUAUGGAGGUUGUUCUGGUUUUGGAAUGGAUGAGGUUGUAUUGAGCUCAUAUCAAUGAGUUGUCCCUUGUGAUCUGCUUAGAAGGGAAAUUUCAUGAAAAAACCAUGAUUCAUUUCCCUCAGGUGGGGUGUGUGUGUAUGAGAGAAAGAGAGAGAGAGAGAGAGAGAGAGAGAGAUUUUAAAAAACCCGGGUUUUUGGACUGUCAGAUUUUAAUAUUUAGAAACUCAAAAUCAAAAUUUUUUUAAUGUUCAUGUCGAAGUUGAUUCUGACA